CCAGGCUGCCAUUCAGGUUGGGAGGUCUGUGCAGCGUGCCGCCAUGGGUUGCAGCGUGCAGCCAUGGGUUCAGCCGUCCUAUAAUAAACCCCCGCGAAUCCCGCCAUCUCGGUUCGUCACGUUUCACGUAUAUGGAAGCGUUUUGGACACGAAUUUUCGGACACGCACACAGAGACGACAUCUGAUCAGCUUCACCGCCACACCGAGCACCACAGUUACACAGCAUGGCGCCAGCACAAAAUGACCCCCAGGCGGCCGAGCCCGUCGACAGGGACUACUACCAGAGGAAAAGCAAGCCUCUGCCUGCCGACCCGACAAUACGGUCGCUGGUCGAGCGGGUGCUCGAGGAUGGCUACGUCAUCAUCCCCAACGCCUUCACGGAGCAGGAGGCGCUCGAGGCCAAGGCCGAGAUCCAGCGGCUGCACGGGGACGCGCCGCGGACGGGGCGUAUCGCGUUUGACGGGUUCAAGACGAACCGCAUCCUGGCGCUGCUGGGCAAGACGCGCGCGUUCGACAAGUUCUGCCUGCUGCCGGCCGUGCAGGCGCUCAACGACCACUUCCUCGACGACGACUACCUGAUCUACAUCAUGGAGAGCAUCACCAUCAACCCGGGCGAGCGCGCGCAGGUGCUGCACCACGACGACGCCGUCACGGCUCUGCCGCGCCCGCGCCCCCACGUUACCGCCGCCACCAUGAUCGUGCUCGACGACUACACCGAGCUCAACGGCGCCACGCGCAUCAUCCCCGGCAGCCACAAGUGGGGCAGCGACCGCGUCGGCGACGAGCGCGACGCCGUCUCCGCCGUCUGCCCCCGCGGCAGCGUCAUCUACUUCCUUGGCACUACCUGGCACGCCGGCGGCGCCAACCGCUCCGCCGCCCCGCGCUAUGCGGCCACGAUCCAGUACUGCCAGCCUUACAUCCGCCCGCUCGAGAACCUCAUGGUCGCCAUCGACCCGCGCCGCGCGCUCUCGGGCGAGAUUCCGCCGCGUAUUGUCGAUAUGAUGGGCUACCGAAGCGCUAUCCCUUUCGUGGGAUACGCCGACGGACUCAACCCCAAAAAGGCGAGCCGCAGAAUGGUGCGCUGGCUGCAGGGCCCGGUCGAGUACAACCAGCCGGCGUUUGCGCACGAGGAGGGCCAGAAGGAGGUGCGCAACGCGAGCAAACUGUGAGAGCCGGGUCGAGGA
Lasiosphaeria miniovina is the source of this 1184-nucleotide messenger RNA. Its product is annotated as phytanoyl-CoA dioxygenase. The coding region runs from base 225 to 1169 and encodes 314 amino acids. The transcript has 2 exons. Lineage: Eukaryota; Fungi; Ascomycota; Sordariomycetes; Sordariales; Lasiosphaeriaceae. The record is from RefSeq and is a predicted model, not a curated record.